AUGGACUGUCCAGAUGAUCUUUCACAGUUAGCUGACCUUUCGGAGGACAACAUCACUAAAGUUGUCAAGAUCAGAUAUAAAGAAGACAAAAUAUACACAAACGUUGGGGAAAUUCUUCUUGCAGUAAAUCCUUGCAAAGAACUAACAAUAUACACAGAAAAUACCAAGAAGCAAUAUGACUGGGGAAACUUCGACGCAAAACUCCCUCCACAUGUGUUCGACAUUGCCACAAGAGCAUAUCGACGCAUGCGUCAGGCAGAUGGAAACCAGAUUAUACUGGUUUGUGGCGAAUCAGGCGCGGGAAAGACGGAGAGUGCAAAGUACAUGGUUGAGCACCUAAUGCACAUGGUCGGCCAUGGUACAAAAGACCUGAAUGAACGAAUUGUAAAGAUAAACACCUUACUUGAGACUUUUGGAAACGCCAGAACAAAAAUGAAUCACAAUUCGAGUAGAUUUGCCAAAUUUUUACAAUUGAGCUUUGGUGAAGACGGGCGAGUGAUAGGUGCAAUUGUCCGGGACUACAUGCUUGAAAAAUGUCGAGUUGUCGCCAGGACUCCUAAUUGCCAAGAAGGAAACUUCCACAUCUUUUACGCCCUGUUUGCAGGAUUGUCCGAAAAAGAGAAACGGGACCUUUAUCUACAGAAACAAGAAACCUACGAGAUACUUCAAGGGAGUGCUGAAAAUUUAAGAAGUGAAAAGAAAGAGGAAUAUCGCAGCAGAUAUGAAUCCGUUCGACGGAUUUUAACACAAACUGGAAUGAAAGAAGAUGAACAAAGGAUAAUGAAAAAGAUGCUAGCUGCCAUUUUACAUUUGAGUGAAAUCAAAUUUGAUGGAGUGGAGGGUCGUGUUGAGAUAAAGUAUGAGGAAACUCUGGAACAAGCUGCUGAUCUACUGGGAGUCCAAACUACAGAUUUGAAGAAAGGCUUGCUUCAAAAGUCCGAAAAAGCAGGGAGCAAAAAUACACAGACAGCAGCCGAAGUCAAUAGAGAUGCUCUUGUAAAGCAUACUUAUGAUAGGUUGUUUGGAUGGGUAGUUAAAAAGAUUAACGACAACCUGCACCCAAACAGAAAAAGGAACAAUGGGAUGAAAGACAUUGGAAUAUUGGAUAUUCCAGGAUUUGAAAAGCUUCAGGACAACAAAUUUGAACAAUUGUGCAUUAAUUUUGUGAACGAACAACUGCAGGUAUCCAUGAACCGAAUCCUUAUUGAGGAGGAACAGAGAAUUUAUCACUCAGAAGGAAUUAAUGUUGGUAUUGGAGAUAUAAGUAAAGGGGAAACAUGCAUGGUUGAUGUUUUUGAAAUGAAGGAAUCGGCGAAGGAAUUAAAUAGAAAACUGAAGGAGGCGACACCACAUUUCGUAAGAUGUAUUAAACCAAACGAAGAACUUCAGCAGGAUCAUUUUGAUGCCCCAUUUGUCGGAAAGCAGUUGAGAUACAAUGGCAUUUAUGAGCUCUCGAAAUAUAGAAAAAAUGGAUUUCUUGUCCGGAUAAAAUUCAAAGAUUUUGUUGAAAGGUACAAGAUAAUCUUGCCUUCAGAUCACACAAAUGAAGUUGGGGAUGACAUUGCAGCUAUGAUAGAUGACUUACUUAAAUCUCAGCCUGAGUUGAAAUUGAAUGGUUGCUUCAAAGUCGGAAAAUACAUGGUGUUUAUGAAAGAGGAACUAAGCAACUUCAUUGAGAAGCUUCUGAAAGAGGAAGAAGAUAGAAGAAAACGAGAAAAGGAAUUGAUGGAGGAGAGAAGGAAACAGAAGGCGAAAAUCGAAGAGGAAGAAAGACUAAGGAAAGAGAAAGAGAAAACCAAGACAGAGCAAAAUUCCGACAAAGACAGAGAAACGAGAGAUAUUGUAUGA
This is a messenger RNA of Saccostrea cuccullata (small rock oyster), 1848 nucleotides long. RefSeq names its product unconventional myosin-X-like. Gene Ontology annotation, cellular component: myosin complex; actin cytoskeleton; vesicle. NCBI's taxonomy places the organism in Eukaryota, Metazoa, Mollusca, Bivalvia, Ostreida, Ostreidae. The record is from RefSeq and is a predicted model, not a curated record. Gene Ontology annotation, molecular function: ATP binding; microfilament motor activity; actin filament binding. The transcript is spliced from 14 exons. Gene Ontology annotation, biological process: actin filament organization; vesicle transport along actin filament. Bases 1 to 1848 code for a protein of 615 amino acids.